Tupaia belangeri chinensis (Chinese tree shrew) is the source of this 1954-nucleotide messenger RNA. It is a transcript of the gene MUC15, whose product is annotated as mucin 15, cell surface associated. NCBI's taxonomy places the organism in Eukaryota, Metazoa, Chordata, Mammalia, Scandentia, Tupaiidae. The record is from RefSeq and is a predicted model, not a curated record. The transcript has 4 exons. Bases 295 to 1293 code for a protein of 332 amino acids.
CUUUGUUCCUUUUCUUUUUUUGGUAAAGGCUUGAGAGAGUGGAUAUCCUACCGCUUACUGCGGAGGAGCAGGUCAGUCAGGUUCCCUGGUGCUCUAUUACACAAGCGAGAUAUGGCCAACCCCACCUAAUUGUGUUUCCCUGGCACCCUCCUUCUCCGAGUGACGUUGUCACACUUAACUCCUCUGUUUUCGCUAAUGCACGGCAGACUCAUUCCAGCCAGGACAAUUGUGAUAUUUCAGUUCCUGUUUUUAAACACCUCCUAGACCCGAAGAGCAAUACCGAAGAAGACUACAAUGUUGACCUUAGCCAAAAUCCUGGUGAUCUCAAUUCUGUUCAGUUCACUACUAUUUGGGAUCCAUGGGAAAAAAACCCUAGAAAUAAAUGCAACAGAAAGCACAACAGAAGGACUGAAAACCGUGAAAAAUAAAUCUAUUUCUUUGGAAAGAGAAGCAAAUGUAAACUCUGAUACAAGAUCUAGAAACACCUCCAAUCCCAAGACAAGUAAUUCGUCUCUUCUGGAUUCAUCAAACAAAAUUCAUGAACUAAUAGCUCUUUCUGGCAACCUGUCAACACACAACACUUCUGGGAGUCCAGGACCCACAUCCGCACAGUCUACAAGUUCUCCCUUGAUCCAUAGCUUUGUUUCUAAAUUGCCUUUGAACUCAUCUGGGGGCUAUCCGUUGGUAGUCUCAGCAAGUCCCAAUGCUACAGCAACAUUUUCUUUAGGAACAUCCCCAUGGUUUUUGGCUAAUGAUAGCACAGAAAUUGCUGACAAUAGUUCUGUGACAGUUGCCCUCCCCCCUCCAGAACCAACCACCAAAUCUCUGACCCCCUUGACAAUGGAGCCAACUGGAGAGUUCACUACAAGCAGCGAUAGCUUUGCUGGGUUUACCCCCUAUCAAGAAAUAACAACCCCACAGCCCACCUUAAAGUUUACCAAUAAUUCAAAACUCUUUCCGAGUACAUCAGACCCUCAAGAAGAGAACAGAAAGACAGGAGUCGUUUUUGGGGCCAUUUUAGGUGCUAUUCUGGGUGCUUCGUUGCUUAGUCUUGUUGGCUACUUGUUGUGUGGAAAGAGAAAGACUGAUUCAUUUUCUCAUCGGCGACUUUAUGAUGACAGGAAUGAACCAGUUCUGAGAUUAGACAAUGCACCGGAACCUUAUGACAUGAGUUUUGGAAAUUCUAGUUACUACAACCCAAGUGUGAACGACACAACCAUGCCAGAAGGCCGAGAAAACGCAUGCGACAGCAUUCCCAUGGACAGCAUCCCCCCUCUUCGUACUUCAGUAUAAAAGUGAGAGGGAGAAGCUUCCAACAGCAAGUGUCCACCUAUAUCCUGAAAGAUCUGGGCGAGAUCCCUGUCAUGUGGAUGGUGUCGAGAACUGGAAGAGUACAAGUAGUAGCAGAAACACAGAGACAAUAAACCCUCCAAAGGUUUCCUCUCUUACAAUUUUUGGUUGUGCUGAAGCACCUAUUAAGUAACCUUCAUUUGCAUUUUGGCUUUUUUGUUUUUUCAAAAUAUUUGUAGAAUCAGGCAAAACUAAAAUAGUUCAUCAUGAAAGCCUUGCAUGAUAUUUUAAUAAUAAAAAAAUCCCUUCAACAAUAAUAGGAAACCAAAAUUGUAUUUUCACAUUGGAUGCAAAAACUACUGGUGUUUUCUCUUCAUUGUGCUCUGCAGUCCUGGUGACAGAAAUCAAGACUAGCAUUUUCUUAAAAGAAAAUUGGAGGUUUUUUUGUUUUUUUUUUUUUUUUCAAUUUUGACUUAAAGCUAAGAAAGAGGAUAGGGCUCAGUUUCUGUUCAGUGCAUUUUGCUUUUUUGUAUCAACACAUACACAGCUGAGCCUGUUGAGUUGCUAGAUUAAUAAUGGAGGAUGGUGGGACGGAGGGAAUCCAGGAGAAGAAAGAAGCAAAAUAUUUAAGGGAUCCAAAAUGGAAAGAAAUCUGCUGAUUAUA